UGCAAAAUAUCUAUUAUUUAGUAACUGUAAUAUAAAAGGUGAAGAAUAGGGAGAGAGGCGUUUUGUUACUGUGACAAUAUACAAAGAUGGGUCGUCUACUAAAUUCGUUGAUUUUUGUGGGUAUGAUCGUCGUCGGACGCUGUGAUGAUCCACAUUGCUGCGUUAGUAGUCAAUUUUCCUCCAGAAUAAGGAUCGAAACAGCAUCCGCCGCAGUGGGUAGGGAACCCCGGAUUGACUAUAACGAUUUUUUCAUGGAUUAUGACAGGGACAUGAAGAUAGAAAAAAUCAGUGGAACAUUAACAAAAGAUGUUGGUGGUAGCACAGAAUCUACUGUAAACUAUACUGUCAUCAAUGACUAUCAGCAUGGAAAGAGUUACAAUUUCGGGAACUUUUUCGGUUACGCAUAUUGCAAUGUAUCGCAAAUUAACGUCAAUGAUAUGAACCCUGGCUGCGUUCCCAAAAGCUUCAACUUAACUGGGACCUUCCGCCUCGGAUCGGGGUCUGACUCCGCAAAGAUAAACGUUUUUGAAGGAAUGGAGGGAAAUGUUCAGCGAACUGUUGUAACAACUGCAAACGAAUGCAACCCUAUAAGUAUGGCCAGUCACGGAGCGUUAGAUGAUGGUUCUUACAUCAAAGAAAACAUGUUCUAUAUCAACUUUGUCCAGAACUCAACAUUCCCUGCAGGAACAUUUACAAUACCAGACAAUUGUAAAACGGCGGGAUAAUUAGUGGAUGACGUUACCACAGUACAUGGAUAAGCAUCAUAAUGAGUUCAAAUACAAGUUUUCUUUGUAAACUGAUCAAGUAAAACUAUAAAUAAACAUAUAUAUUUAA
Molecule: messenger RNA, 834 nt
Organism: Ruditapes philippinarum (Manila clam)
Lineage: Eukaryota; Metazoa; Mollusca; Bivalvia; Venerida; Veneridae
Exons: 6
Coding region: 87-725 (212 amino acids)
Biological process (GO): cell-matrix adhesion
Cellular component (GO): lysosome; extracellular region
Molecular function (GO): calcium ion binding
Source: RefSeq, a predicted model, not a curated record